AUGAAUACAAUUCCUUACGGUCGUAAGCAAGGUAAAGUCAAAUUCUUUAACUGUCAGAAAGGAUAUGGAUUUAUCAUUCCUCAUAACCUUGGACUUGGUGAAAAGGUAGAAGUUUUUGUGCAUCAUACUGCAAUUCAUAACAAUGGUGGUUUUAAGAGCCUUGCUGAGGGAGAAGAUGUGGAAUUUGACUUGAUCAAAGGUCCAAAAGGCCUUCAAGCCGCUAACGUUAGUGGACCGAAUGGAAUUGCUGUUAAAGGGGAUCCGAAUGCUCCUGGCAAUAAUAAAAGAAUUGUUACAAACAACAAUAAUUUUAUCGGAACAACCUAUAAUUACCUUGGUGUUGAUGUGAACCGUGCUAAUUAUAACAACACCGGUGGAUAUGGAAAUCGAAUGGGAUUGAAUCAGCCUUACCACGCAUUGCAAUCAACCUAUGCUCCAUAUUUUCAACAGCAAUUGUCCCAUUUCGCAUCUCAGCAACCACUGUUUGGGACACAACAAUUUACCAGUUAUACCGCCCAAACGUACGGUAAUCCGACAACCGGUCAACAAUCCAGUUUGAAUAAUAAUUCUGUAUCGCAACCUAAUCUCGCGUACGCGACGCAACCCAUAUUUCCUAAUUAUAAUAGUACUAUUAAUAGCGCUAAUCUUACUUGA
Messenger RNA from Funneliformis mosseae, 654 nucleotides. NCBI's taxonomy places the organism in Eukaryota, Fungi, Glomeromycota, Glomeromycetes, Glomerales, Glomeraceae. The record is from the annotation of a GenBank genome assembly.